AUGGCCAUUGAAGUCGUCAAUCUCACAGAGGCCGAUAUCGUCGGUGCCAUCGAGGUUAUUCAGCAGGCUUUCGCCGAUGAUCCAUACUUCAAGUGGGUCUUUGAUGAAGAUAAGUUCAACAAAGCAAGAAACCACGAUUCCCUCACGGCAAGAUGCCACUGGGGAAUAGAAAAUGCAAUCUUCCAAGUCGCCAAAGAAUCCACCCCCACUGAUCCCGACUCCCAGUCCAAGGUCCUGGGUGUCUCCUGCUGGCUACCCCCAUCCCCACCCAAGACGCCUCAAACCUGGUCCAGCUACCUCUCAUCCUGGACCUUGACCUUCACCCAAAUAAAGAACAACAUCCGCUACCUUGGCCGCGGUGGACUCCGCACGAACAGGUACUGGAUCUGGAAAGAGCGCCAGGCAGAGGCGCAAGCUAAGCUCUGGACGGAUGAGCAGGGUUACUACUUCUGUAAUAUUGUUGCUGUUGCUCCGGAGGCGCAGGGGAAGGGUGUCGGUAGGCUUCUUUUCGAGGCUGUGACGAAACGCGCGGAUGAAGAGGGCAGGAGGUGUUAUCUGGAGAGCUCGAAAGAUGUGCCUAAUGUUGCUAUUUAUAGGAAAUUGGGCUUUGAGAUGGGUUUGACUAUGGAGUGUAAGGAUGGAGAGGAUGCUUGUAUGUUGUACUGCAUGGUUCGGGAUCCAAAGGCAGAGUGA
Penicillium nucicola is the source of this 693-nucleotide messenger RNA. RefSeq names its product GNAT family N-acetyltransferase. The record is from RefSeq and is a predicted model, not a curated record. Gene Ontology annotation, molecular function: acyltransferase activity, transferring groups other than amino-acyl groups. Lineage: Eukaryota; Fungi; Ascomycota; Eurotiomycetes; Eurotiales; Aspergillaceae. Bases 1 to 693 code for a protein of 230 amino acids. The transcript has 3 exons.